AAAUGAAAACUGAUUAUUGAAUGAAAUUAAAACCUAAGGUAAUUUAAGGUUAAAGAACCAUGUUAACACUACCGUUUGACGAGUCUGUCGUAAUGCCUGAAUCCCAGAUGUGCAGAAAGUUUGCUAGACAAUGCGAGGACCAGAAACAAAUUAAGAAACCAGAAAGCUUUCCAAAACAAGUUGUCCUUCGAGGAAAGAGCAUCAAAAGGGCCCCUGGAGAAGAGACAGAGAAAGAGGAGGAGGAGGAAGACAGAGAAGAAGAAGAUGAAAAUGGCUUGCCUAGAAGGAGGGGUCUCAGGAAAAAAAAGACCACCAAACUACGAUUGGAAAGGGUCAAGUUCAGGAGACAGGAAGCCAACGCACGUGAGAGGAACCGGAUGCACGGCCUCAAUGACGCGCUGGACAAUUUGCGAAAAGUGGUCCCCUGUUACUCUAAAACCCAAAAACUGUCCAAAAUAGAAACUUUACGGCUGGCCAAAAAUUACAUCUGGGCACUUUCUGAAAUUCUGAGGAUUGGCAAGAGACCAGAUCUGCUCACGUUCGUCCAAAACUUAUGCAAAGGUCUUUCCCAGCCAACUACAAACUUGGUGGCAGGCUGCUUACAGCUCAACGCCAGGAGUUUCCUGAUGGGUCAGGGUGGGGAGGCUGCGCAUCACACAAGGUCACCCUACUCCUCAUUCUACCCACCCUACCACAGCCCUGAGCUGGCCACUCCCCCAGGGCAUGGGACUCUUGAUAAUUCCAAGUCCAUGAAACCCUACAAUUACUGCAGUGCGUACGAAUCCUUCUAUGAAAGUACUUCCCCUGAGUGUGCCAGCCCUCAGUUUGAAGGUCCCUUAAGUCCUCCCCCAAUUAACUAUAAUGGGAUAUUUUCCCUGAAGCAAGAAGAAACCUUGGACUAUGGCAAAAAUUACAAUUAUGGCAUGCAUUACUGUGCAGUGCCACCCAGGGGUCCCCUUGGGCAGGGUGCCAUGUUCAGGUUGCCCACCGACAGCCACUUCCCUUACGACUUACAUCUGCGCAGCCAGUCUCUCACUAUGCAAGACGAAUUAAAUGCAGUUUUUCAUAAUUAAUGAGGAAAAUGAAAAUAAACAGUGGUCAUUCACCUCCCACUCUAAUUAAGACAAAGCAGAUGCUUGCGGGCUGAGUAAUU
This is a messenger RNA of Psammomys obesus (fat sand rat), 1153 nucleotides long. It is a transcript of the gene Neurod6, whose product is annotated as neuronal differentiation 6. Bases 60 to 1073 code for a protein of 337 amino acids. The record is from RefSeq and is a predicted model, not a curated record. Gene Ontology annotation, biological process: nervous system development; regulation of DNA-templated transcription. Lineage: Eukaryota; Metazoa; Chordata; Mammalia; Rodentia; Muridae. The transcript has 2 exons. Gene Ontology annotation, molecular function: protein dimerization activity.